AUGGGUGACGAGGAGGUUGCCGCGUUGGUGGUGGACAAUGGCAGCGGCAUGUGCAAGGCUGGCUUCGCCGGCGAUGAUGCCCCCCGCGCCGUCUUCCCAUCCAUCGUGGGCCGCCCUAAGAUGCCCGGUAUCAUGGUGGGCAUGGACCAGAAGGACUCCUACGUGGGCGAUGAGGCCCAGUCCAAGCGAGGUGUCCUCACCCUGAAGUACCCCAUCGAGCACGGCAUCGUCACCAACUGGGACGACAUGGAGAAGAUCUGGCACCACACCUUCUACAACGAGCUGCGCGUCGCCCCGGAGGAGCACCCGGUGCUGCUGACGGAGGCGCCGCUGAACCCGAAGGCCAACCGCGAGCGCAUGACGCAGAUCAUGUUCGAGACCUUCAACGUGCCCGCCAUGUACGUGGCCAUCCAGGCGGUGCUCUCCCUCUAUGCCUCCGGCCGCACCACCGGCAUCGUCAUGGACAGCGGCGAUGGCGUGUCGCACACUGUGCCGAUCUACGAGGGCUACGCGCUGCCCCACGCCAUCCUCCGACUGGACCUGGCCGGCCGUGACCUCACGGAGUACAUGAUGAAGAUCCUGACCGAGCGUGGCUACUCCUUCACCACCACGGCGGAGCGUGAGAUUGUCCGGGACGUCAAGGAGAAGCUGUGCUACAUCGCGCUGGACUUCGACAGCGAGAUGAAGGCGGCCAGCGAGAGCAGCGACAAGGAGAAGACCUACGAGCUGCCCGACGGCAACAUCAUCACCGUGGGCGCCGAGCGCUUCCGCUGCCCGGAGGUCCUGUUCCAGCCCAGCUUCGUUGGCAAGGAGGCCAGUGGCAUCCACGACACGACCUUCCAGUCCAUCAUGAAGUGCGACGUCGACAUCCGCAAGGACCUCUACUCCAACGUCGUGCUGUCCGGUGGCACCACCAUGUUCCAGGGCAUCGGCGAGAGAAUGACCAAGGAGCUGACGGCCCUGGCGCCCUCCACCAUGAAGAUCAAGGUGGUGGCCCCCCCGGAGCGUAAGUACAGCGUGUGGAUUGGAGGCUCCAUCCUGUCCUCCCUGAGCACCUUCCAGCAGAUGUGGAUCUCCAAGGGCGAGUACGACGAGAGCGGCCCGACCAUCGUGCACCGCAAGUUCACAGCCCUGCCUUCGGGGGGAAGUUCGGCACAGGAGGAGGCGGAGAUCUACUCAGAGGACGAGGAGGAGAUUGAGGAGGAGGACUUCCCUGCCGUGGUGAUUGAUUGCGGCAGUGACACGAUCAAGGUCGGCUUCGCCGGCGAGAGGGGGCCGCGUGCAGUGUUCCCCACUCUCGUGGGAAGAAUGAGGCCGGAGUGUGGGACGUCCUGCACGGACUGGUUCAUCGGCCAUGAGGCCCGCCGAAAGCGCAGCGUGUUGGCGCUGCGGUUCCCCAUCCAGAGGGGCCUGGUGACGAACUGGGACGACAUGGAGAAGACACUCGGGGUGCAUCCUCUCCUGGAUAAGGUGAUCUUUGAGAGCUUCAGUGUGCCUGCCAUGUACUUGGCACAGCAGGCGGUGCUGACUCUGCUCCUGGGCCAGAUACAGGUUGUCGUGGACUGUGGCGCCGAAGUGUGCCAGGUGCUCUCCACGAGCGGAUACAAGUUUACCACCUCGCUUGAGCGGGCGAUUGUGGCUGAUCUGAAGGAGAAGCUCUGCUACGUCUGCCGAGACUUUGAAAGCGAGAUGAUGAAAGUCCGAUGUGGGAACUUCAAAGACCGGCCUUUUGAACUGCCGGACGGGAGCGUCCUGAUGGUGGGAGCCGAGCGCUUCCGCUGCCCGGAGCUUCUCUUCCAGCCGGCGCUGAUUGGCAAGGAUGCCUCCGGCAUUCAGCACCUCCUUUUCCAGUCGAUCAAGACCUGCAACUUGGAUGUCCGCGGAGAUCUUGCAGGAAACGUGGUUCUUGCCGGCGGGAGCAGCCUCUUUGACGGCAUGGCCGAGCGGCUGCGUUUGGAGCUCGAGGACCUUGUGGAGUGGAGGCUGAUCGUGAAGGUGGCUGCUGAGCCUGCAAGGAAGUAUUGCGCAUGGAUGGGAGGCUCUUUGUUGGCAUCCCUCGGCACCUUUCAGCACAUGUGGAUCGCCCGGGAGGAAUACGACGAGGAGGGGCCGGAGAUCGUACAUGGCCGCUGCUACUGA
This is a messenger RNA of Symbiodinium natans, 2139 nucleotides long. The record is from the annotation of a GenBank genome assembly. Lineage: Eukaryota; Dinophyceae; Suessiales; Symbiodiniaceae.